Molecule: messenger RNA, 1197 nt
Organism: Cylindrotheca closterium
Lineage: Eukaryota; Bacillariophyta; Bacillariophyceae; Bacillariales; Bacillariaceae
Source: the annotation of a GenBank genome assembly
AUGACGCAAAUAGAAUUGCGUCUCAUCCCCGUACCAGGUCAGAAGCCUGAAUUUUUGGCUAUUCUAGAGCCCCUUCCCGGCUCGCCGCCCUUGUGGCAAACCUCCAAAGUGUCACAAAUCGUGCUUGAAAACUAUACUCGAGAAUCGUGGGCGAUGGACACCGCAGCGAAAUGGUACACGCUACAAUUUCAAUCCAUCGAUGGGAGACAGAAACUUCCAGGCUUUCAAACGCACUUGCGAGAUAGAAAGAAGUCAGCUUUUGGAAGGUUCGGAGGAGAUAAAGUGAUCGUCGUACCACACAAGCAAAUGAGUUCCAAGACGUUGACAUGUCGAGUUGCCAAUCUCGACGCGCUGCAAGGCUGCCCACUACAACCAAAAGUAAAGGCUCCGCCACCCAUAUCCAGCUCCAAACCUGUACCUACAAAGUCGGUACCCCCAAAGAGCUCCUCCACCAGUAAUAACUCCAACCCAAAGAGGAAAAAGGCUGGACUCCUUGGUAAUUUAGUUGGAGCUCAGAACCGAACGAACACCGCAGUGAUGAGUUCCAGGGCUCAGAAAGCGCAAUCGGAUAAUCCAUCCUCACAGCCAGGAUCUCAAUCUCAAGGCUCAGCCAACGGUGGUAGCAGCGGUCCUUCGGCUAGCGGCGAGCCCUUGAAAACAGCGGGUCAAGUGCUGAUGGACUUCCGUCAAGAGAUGGAACAGGAAAUGCUAGAUUUUGAUAUUUCUCCCGAACCAAAGCUCACGGUCAAGGUCACUCUGGCCAGCAAGACCCGCUUACUGUCUGAAGAAGACAAGCUGAGUGGCAGGGUCACAAUGGAAGUCCUCAAGUACAUUGUGUAUGAAGCUGCUGAAGAAGUCAACGAAGAAUGGAUUGCGCACAAGGAGCCAUCAGAAUUCAUGGACGAAGUCGAAAUAUCUAUUUACAAGGAGGGUGAGGCCCCGCCAGAUGUCAUUGAAGAUAUCAACAAGGCCGAGCUUCCGGAUGAAAUUCUGGGCCAGCAGCGUGCGAUGCAACAGCAGCAACAACGAUUGAAUGCUUCUAGGGACAUGAAGGACAGGCAAGAAAAGCAACGAUUGGCGUUGGCGCAAGAGUCAGGGGAAGACUUUGCCCAACUCAAUACCAAAAAGCGGGAUCGCAGAACCAUUGAAGAGAUUCAAGCGGAAAUGCAAGAUCCCAAGCGACAACGUAGUUCAUAG